UUUCACUUGGAACGCCGAGCCAUCCGCACACUCGGUCGCGCUCCCUGCUUUCACCACGCUGUCGAGCUCAAGGUAGAGCUGUUUCGACACGCCAUUCGGUUGCGAAAGUCUGCGCGAUGAUAUACAAGUGAGAGCAGACAUCCAACGUCAGGGUAACGCUCAUCGCGCACGGUGAGCCAGUUUGUUCCACGAGAGACAUUCAAAACUCGCCAUCUGUGAGGGACGGGGGGCGCGCGACGCCGUCGGGUCGCACACGCGGGAGUUACGUUUCCUACUACAACUUACUGUGAGAGUGCAACGAAAAUCAAAUUUUAAUGUGUCAAGUCAGUAUAGCUUAUUGCUGCUACGUCAGAUCGCAGAAAGCCACGAGCAAGAAUUAUAAGGUUAUGCAAAUGAGUUCGGAACGUUUUUAUACUAGAGGUAAUCAAAAGACCAUUCACAACUUCAAUAAACUUUAACGUAUGUUGUUCGAUACGUUGUUUUAGUGCUUAUCUAUAGUAUUCCUUUAUUAUCGUUCGUAAGUCUUGAUCGCUAAUUGCUAAUUACUGUGGAAGUUGAGUGAUAAGGAAUCAGUCGACUGUACGCGUUCGAAAGUGAUUCAGAGCAGUCCAGACAACCAGAGACGAUGGCGGCCACCCAGGAGGAGACUUUGCUCUCGCGCUGCGAAGUACCCAUCAUCGACCUCGCGCAUAUAGGCACUGAUACAUGUCCUAUGAAAACUGUUGUACGCCGCAUCGGUCAGCAGUUGGUUACAGCUCUUAGCACUAAAGGGCUCGCCUUGUUGGUCAACCACGGCAUCGCAGAAGAAAAAUUGAAAGCGGUGUACGCGGAUCUGGAUAACUUCUGCGCGCUUCCUGAAGGCUGCCAGUCGCAGUACCUGAGAAACCCGGACAACAAUCACGGCUACGUAAAACCCGGGAUGGAGCAGUUUGACACUACCAAGCAGGAGCUACGUCACUCGUUCAACAUUACUACGCUGUUGCCGUCCGCGAUGCCCGCGCAAGAAGAAGUCCCCGAGUUCACUCAGCACGCUUUCCCUCUGGCCCAAGAUCUUACUAACCUAUCACGCGUCCUACUUCAAGCCCUUGCUUAUGCAUUCGGUAUCCCACCCGCAACUCUUCUAGAUUGUCACUCCGGUAUGCUCAAGAGCGACGGCAACAACCCGUCUACGAUGCGUCUGUUGUACUACCCACCAGUUCCUCCUGAAGACGAAGAUCCUUGCUGCCAGGGCAAGUGCGAGAAGUACACACGCUGCGGCGCUCAUGCCGACUACGGCACAUUCACGCUGUUAACACAGGAUUCUGAAGGAGGCCUCGAGGUGAAGCUAAACGACAAGUGGCAAUCUGUGGGUCAUUUGCCCGGAGCCAUUCUCGUGCAAACUGGUGAGCUCCUGGCCGGAUGGACCACCGAUCUUCUGCCAGCUCUGAUGCAUCGUGUCGUGGUACCGUCGGACAACUACGCCCGUGCCCGCGGGCGACACUGCGUCGCUUUCUUCUGUCAUCCCGACAACGACGCGAAGUUGCCGACUCUGCCUUUAACCUGCGCCCCCAGCCCUGCACCACCAGUUCUUGCUCCCCACGUACACGUUACUCUGCCCAACCGCAUUAUGAACGCCGCGCACCACCUGCAGAAACGCUUCAGGGAGACCUACGCGUGACUAUCGCGCAGCGGUGACAAGCACGCGUCCUACGAAUUCCCUGUCGCGUCCUGAAACACCGCCCCAACAUUUCAGUCAUUGAAGCUUAUAUACGAUUGGAUCGCAUUGACAAAGAACUCUUACAAAUUUCGCCCUCUAGUGGUACGUGAAGUGCUCCAGACUAUUCGUACCUUAUUGGUGAUCACAGUGAAGACUGGUCCUAUCUUUUAUCAGUUUUGACGCCUGACUAAGUUUUAAAAUAUAAUUUGCAAUUAAAAGCACUUACAAUUGUAAAAAUAGUUGAACUGAGCUUAGGAAUUUGCGAAAAGUACACGGAAAAUUGUCAGAAGGUCAGAUGAAAAUUCCUUGGUGUCUGUGUAUUUUUGCCCAGAACUGAGAUAUUACAAUAGAAGAUUCCUAAGACAAGAGUUAUCAUUCCCAAUGGCAUUUUUAAGUUAGUGACGACC
Molecule: messenger RNA, 2103 nt
Organism: Hyposmocoma kahamanoa
Lineage: Eukaryota; Metazoa; Arthropoda; Insecta; Lepidoptera; Cosmopterigidae
Gene: FNSI
Product: 2-oxoglutarate-dependent dioxygenase htyE
Exons: 7
Coding region: 626-1657 (343 amino acids)
Source: RefSeq, a predicted model, not a curated record